AUGUGGCGCUUGCUCUUGCUGAUCGCUAUAUGGGAUUCACCCUGGAUGACAGAACGGCCCCUUCGGACGGAACUCAUGGUGAACGCCGUGGAAGUACCUGAGAUAAGAACUGUCAACAAUCCUGUGGCGCCGGACCCAACCAUCAAAGAUGAAGCAGAUGAACCGUUUCAGGACCCAUGCGUGGGCUACCAAUGGAUGGCGAAAACGAGCAAUGAUGUGGACCUGGAACGGGCGCUUGACAAAAUCAUACAGAUAAGCUGUGAUGGUGAAGUACAGAAGGAGCAAUAUCGGACGCUGGACGUCUGUCUAAACGAGGAUCAAACUAGUGACGUAAAAGUUUGCGAGGCUGAAGCGGAUACAACUGAUUGCAAGCUUCUACGCAGCCGAUUCGCAUGCGUGGUAUGGACAGCAAACGACAGAUGUAAUGCCUCUGAAGUGCAGUAUCUUGCAUCGAAGCUUCAGAUAAAGCUCCUUGCGUCACGACUACCACCAGCUAUAAACGCUUGCGUUCAAGCGAUUUACUCACACCUGGCAGAACUAAAGCUCACGACAACUCCCGCUCCUUCCACAACACCAGUAAGCGCAACUGCUACUGCAACCAAAACGGGU
This is a messenger RNA of Mesorhabditis spiculigera, 609 nucleotides long. NCBI's taxonomy places the organism in Eukaryota, Metazoa, Nematoda, Chromadorea, Rhabditida, Rhabditidae. The record is from the annotation of a GenBank genome assembly.